Messenger RNA from Pocillopora damicornis (cauliflower coral), 5962 nucleotides. RefSeq lists its product as uncharacterized. The record is from RefSeq and is a predicted model, not a curated record. NCBI's taxonomy places the organism in Eukaryota, Metazoa, Cnidaria, Anthozoa, Scleractinia, Pocilloporidae.
UGUGUGCAAAAUUGCAAUUACUUUUGACAAUGUGAUAGAGAGUUUAUAGGAUAGCUAAGAAUUUCCAGCUAAGGUUUUGAACAAUUUGAGGCCCUCUGUUUGGAGUGCACAUUAACACAAUCCCUAAGGUCAUUUAAAUUCAAGAAACCACCGCAAUUGAGGGCACUGAAGCGUAAUCCGACGCAGUCUUGAACAGGUUUCUUGAUCGAUCGUCGUUAAAAGUUACAUCUCCAGACCACUUUGGAUCGUGUUUCUGAGCUGUAUUUCAACCAUCGGGGUCCGCAAGAAAAAGGUGAUUUAUGGAGCCAUUUACAGCCAUUUAACGGAAAAGCCUUCCCGAUAAUCAAGUGACCUUGGAGAUUUGCUACCAUGUUCACCAAGUCACAGUUUAAUUCUAAGCCCGAUAAAGCCCCUUCAAAGCCAUCAGUUUUCCCACAUAAUGGAAAUAUCAUAAAGAAAAAAGCGCGAUCCACCAUUUUGUCAGUGUUGACAAAACGUCAAACUCAGGAGAAGUUUCUCCUCGGCGACAAAACAGAUGGCCAACGUGAUGAGCAGAAUGGUAAUGUAAUUACCUCAAAACCAUUCUCGCCAGAGCCAAAGUGGGUAGCCUCAGAGGCAAUGAUUGUCGACCUAGAACCGACUGGGAGCGGGAACUCGCAGACACUAAGGUAUAGCGAUACUACUCAGCCUACCUAUCAGCCCGCAGCAUUGGAUCAGAAUAAGCUUACUCCCAGCAAAGUUCCUGUAACAAGAUCGAUCAGUUUGCAGAGUAAAUUUCUUUCGAGUAAUACUGAAGGAGAAAAGGCAAACCACCAACGAGCGGAACGAGAUGAGCUAAAUGGAGGCACGAAAGUGAGUAAAAUUUGUGCGAGAUGGCCACCACAGAAAGCUGAUGAAAAUUGGAUGGGAAAAAAUACCCAUUCACUCUGCCAACGACGGCAUUCUGCGCCUAAACACUUAUCCUGGCCCGCAACUGACAUAGAACCCAUGGUUGUUUCGAUGUCCCCAUCAUAUGCAAGUGUAAAGGACAUUUCUCCAAAGUCUGUAAAUGACUCAGUUAAGGUUUCCAUACCUUUUCAAGUUCAAGGUCAACAGCAGUCCCCCAGAGUAGAGCAGCAAUCAGAUGCGUGGGCCUCUUCUGUUUCGGUCUGCGUUCCAUUUCAGGUGAAUGAAAACGGCGAAAGUGUUCCCAUCUCGCCAUUUGCGAACAAAAAGUCUCUGCCGAGUUCCUCACCUAGAGAUUCCAUCGCAGAAGCAGACACUCGCGAAGUUUCAAUUUCCAUGAUUAAGGAAUCGAACUUGACAACGAGCCCUAAUUCCCAGCACGUAGUUAAAUCAAGCACAACGGCACAACAAACAGAGGGCGACUCUUUCUCUGCUAUGAAUAAAAUGUCGCCCUCUCAGCCAUCACUUCCGAAGGGAAACACCUCGUUGUUAACUCCGGAUGAUGGCAAGGGUGUGUCUCGAGACAUGGCGGAUGCAGGAGUUGUGAACAAACCACGUGCGAUUUCCUCUCCGCCCUCUCCCUCACAAGGCAAAAGAAAGAUUUCUUCUAAAGAUCAUCACAUCAAAGAUAAUAAACAAGUACUCGCUAAGGCACAUUCUCCAAAGAUCAUGGGCAAAGAAGCAAGUAAGCAUAAAAACCCUACAGGCAAAGCUGCGAGUUCAACGGCUCUGAAAGUACCGUUUGGAGGUAAGCCAAGAGCAAGAUCCUUCACUGCAGGGGAAAAAACAAAAUUAACUCCAUUUUCCUCGAGUGCCCAGUCCAGUCCCACAGGAACUCCAAAAUCUGUCAGUCCUGCUUCCUCUCCAAAAGCGAUGAGGCGACACUUGACACCGAAAGAUGCCACAAAGGCCGGGGGUCGCAAAACAACCGAGCUGAAAAAGCUAGAAAGUCACGGCAGACCUCAUUCAGAUCCUCUGAUUGGCGAAAAAAUGCAGGCAAAAAAGAAAUCUACCGGAGCUGCCGCGAGUGAUGUGCACACAACAGCAGGAAAAGCUAAGUCUGACUUGGAAGUAAUGAAGAAUAAAGUUAAAGAGCUUGAGAGUGAAAAUCUUGAGCUGAAGACGAAAUUACAGGGCAUGGAACAUCGUCUGGCUGUUGUACCACUCUUGGAAAAAGAAAAACUUCAUUUACAAAAGCAGGUCAACGAAGUUGUCCAGGAAAACGAGAAAAAAACACGUGAACUUGAAACGCUAAAUUCGUCUUCGGUAAAGCUCAAAGAGGAAAUGAAUGGCUUACAGGCUGAAGGCGAUAAAUUGAAAAUGGCUCUGGAAACGAGCCAAGAGCAGAUAAAAGAACUAAGGGCUAACGAAAGAGCGCUGGAAGAAUUGAAAUCUACUCUGACGCAGGAAAACGAAUACAAAACGAAAUCAAUUACAGAGUACAUCGAAAACAUUGAAAAAUUAACUACUUCGAAUAGCAAGCUGAUAUUGCAAGAUGGACUAUCCAAGAAAAAAAUUACAACACUUUUGCAAGGUUUGCAGUCACUAAAUGAUUCUGUUUUACAGCUUAAAGAGGAAAAUAAAUGUUUACAGUCACAGAUUGUUGAAAAUGGAAUUGAACUCGUUGGUACCAUGCGAAAUUGUGUCGAUGGUUUGGAACGGGUUAUCAGUGGUUUGCAGAACGAAAACAGCGAAAAAGCCGAAAAGGAAACACAAGUAUUUGAUGACACCAAAACUAUCGAUAAAGAUACACAGUGUGACGAGGUUCGGUCAAAGGACUUGCUCCUAAGAGAACUUGAGGAGAGCAAACUCUUAGUCGAGUGUUUAAAAAGUAGAAUUUCUGAAGUCGAAGACGUCGCGACAAAAACAAGCGCUGAGCAACAAGAGAGCCGCGCAAACAAUGAAUUGCCUUUAACUCCGCCAAGCAAAGGGUCUGAUUGCUCAGGGUGUACUGGCCUUCAGGAGCAAUUAGCAAGUGUAAAAUCUAAUUUAGACUCGUUUAAAGAUUCUUUCCAAAAACUAGAAGGCGAACGAGAUGAAGCUGUGGAGGAAAUGAAGGAGCUACGACGUGAAGCGAAGUACCUUAAAUACGUGCUUUGUUACAGAGAAGACGUACAGAACUUGCAAUCGACAAAUCAGCAGAGCAAGGAAUUGGAGAAACUGGGUUCUAACCUUGUGGAAGCUGAGAAAAAAGUCAUAGAUUUAGAAGACGAAGUUGGAAGACUUCAAGAAGAGAAACAAACCUUACUGAUGAGUAUUUUAAACCUUCAUUCCGGGCACCGGGUGGAUGAUGUGAUGGAGGAAGAAAACGAAGGGGAGGAGAGUGACUCUGAAUCUGAAAGUAACGACGAUGAAAAUCAAGAUGAACCAAAGGUCAUUGAACAUUCUCGGAAAGCAGACUCCAUCUCCAGCAAUACAGACUCCAUCUCUCGCAAUACAGACUCAAUCUCUCGCAGAGAACAACUCAAGUAUCGAUUUCAGUUGUCGUUGUCUGAGUCUGAUUACAGUUUUAGUUCAGGGCAGAGGACUGAGGGCGAGGAGGAUACUGAGAGUGAAAUCGAAGACGAUGAGAACGAGAAAACUUGGAUGCUUCUGAAAAAAAUCAAAGCUGAGAACAGACAGUUAAAAUCUAGUUUGAACGAAGCCAAUGACGAAAAAGAAGAGCUGUUGUCAAAUCUUGAUAAGUUAUGCGAAGAGUUUGAUGCACUCAAAGAAAAUUACGAUAAACUGGAAGAAGAACAUGCUACCUUGUCCGAAAAAGCUAAGCAAGAUAAACACUCCUUGCAGACACGGCUAAGAGGUGUUGAACUGGAUAGAGACAAUCUAAAAGAUUCCCUGAGGGAAAUUCAGGACGAGAAGCUAGCGCUUUUAAAAUGUCUUGAAAUGCGAAACACCGAGCCAAUGUCACCGCUAUCUCCUCUGCCCCAGCCUCUUCUGGACAAAAUUAUCACGCAGGCGCAGUCAUUUACACAAGAAGAACAUAAAUCAAAUGAACCAACUUCAAAUGAGGAAUAUUCCGAUGCGUCAUCGUCGUCAGAUGAGGAGGAAGAGGAGAAGGUUAGUGUUCCACAAACUUCUACAGAAAGUGGUACGGAUUUGGAGAAGGAACCGGAUGCGACGUCAACUAAUGCUAAGGAUAAAGAACUGGCAAGUUUAGUGGCAGCCAUUGAAAACGACCUCGGAAAGCUUAAGGAACGACUGGCCAAAGGAGAAAGUAAUGCCCAAGGCACUUUGCAAGAUGACGAUGCUGGAAAAGAAAAGGAAUCCAGGCCACGGAAACCUGCGCCCGGCGAGCGUAUGCUGAAGCGACAAGCGUCGACUGUGAAGUCGAACCUAGAUCGUGUCUGCCGGGAGAAACAACAUCUGCAAGAUGAGGUUGAAUCACUUCGCCGAUACUUGCUAAAAAGAAGAGAUUCUGUCAUGGACACCCGAAUAAAAAGGUCUCAUGGCAGUCUCAAAAGAGUAACAGCAGAAGUGGACAGCCACUUGGAAGGGAUCAAGACCUUACAGGCCUUGCUCGGAAAAUCCGACGACCAACUCCGACAGUCGAACGAUAUAAUUUCCCGACUCGAAGCACUCAACGAUGAAACUGAGGAAAAGCUUCGGGAUUCUGAACUCCUCCAAGAGGACUUACGUCACGCUGUGAUGAUAGCGAACAAUUUCGCCAUGGAGGAGCAACAGAAAGCGAAACAGCUCAUGUUACAGAAUGAAGAGCUCCUAAAAAAGGUCGAGAUACUUAUGCCUGUGGAUACGUUGACUGAUAAAAUUGAGAAGGAUGAGAAUUCACUCAACGAGAAUUCAAGAAAAGCAAAAAACAUACCGAAAUUGAAAGAGGCGAAUGGUCGUCAUCGCCGCGUUAGUGAAGACGACGCGCUGUACGCAGAUGACGAGAGUAAUUUCACAACAGAAGGUGAAUCAGACUUCUUUUCCUCCCGACAGUCAAGUGUUGCGGAUGAAUCAGAAUUUGCCAGGAGCCCCACACCUCACGAAGAAGACCUUGAUAUUUCUAAUUCUAAUGUUACACCUUCAGAAGAACCAUCUAAACGUGGAGAUCUGACCGAAAGUGACUUGACAAGUCAAUAUAGUUCUACAGCUGAUACUCAUUCAGACUUGUCUGAAGAGGAAGAUGAUACAGAAUGAACUUGACAGUGUUAGGUUAGGUAUAGUCGCCCCGUGAUUGGUCAAGAAAAACGUGCCACCUCUGGACCAAUCAUAAGGAAAACUACAACCAAUUUCGACCUAAUAGCUCGCAGUUUCCCGCGCUUGAGAGCCAUAACGCGUUCUCUUUAAAUUCCCAUUGGUUCCUUGAUUUAUUUAAGUAUCUUUGUUAUGAUAGGCCGCUGAGUUCACUUGAAGUUUAGUUUUAAUCACAGUCGAUCUAAAAGCGCUUUAGUUUAAAAUCGUUCCUAUAAACUACGGCGCGCCACAUCUCGCUAUUAUAAAACUCUUUGGUGUAUGUUUCCACAACCCGUUUCAAUUCGCUGAAUCUUCAGGGAAUCUGCAAGAGGUAAUUCUGUCUUGUACUUUAUUCUUUUUUUAAGUUCCUAAAGGUCUUCGACGAAGUCAAAGCUAUGAACAAGUGUAGAGUUCUCAACUAAUGAUCGAUUGGUCCGACGAUCGACAUUCUGAGCACAGUUCUUAAUCCUUCAACUUUUUUAAGUGAUUAACAUGUAACUUCUGCCCAUGAUAUCCAUACAUUAUCAAGUAAUGAGAAUAUUCACACUAAUCGGGUGGUUGAUAUCUAGACCUAACCCCAAAUUCACGUCACUAAUUUACAAGAAAUGUGUAGCAGCUAAAGAGGAGAAUUAACAAUCAGAUCUUGGAAGUGAAAGGGUUAAAAUGAGAAUGUGUUAAAGCUUGAAAUACUAAAAAGAAACGAAAGGGUUUUAAGUAAACCAAUUUGAACGGAAUUAAAUUAAUUUCACCAUCUUAAACCUUUGAGAUUCUGAAAUCAUAACGUAACUCCCUAUGGUGUAAAUAAUCAUAUCGAAUGAAAAUAAAACCUUUUCUCGCAAAA